Xylaria bambusicola is the source of this 1202-nucleotide messenger RNA. RefSeq lists its product as uncharacterized. The record is from RefSeq and is a predicted model, not a curated record. The transcript has 3 exons. Lineage: Eukaryota; Fungi; Ascomycota; Sordariomycetes; Xylariales; Xylariaceae. The annotation marks the transcript as partial.
GCUCACAACAAAGGCAGCUCACAACAAAGGCAGCUCACAACAAAGGCAGCUCACAACAAAGGCAGCUCACAACAAAGGCAGCUCACAACAAAGAAACACGAACCCCCUGGAGGCAAAAUCAAAUCAAACACUAUAGGAACAACUGUGUCUGUUGCGAGAGUGUUCGGUGUAAAUACGGUGGAUUAAAUACAACAAAAGAUAUCUGACGGGGGAUCGUAACCGCACCCUAAGUUCAUCAUCGAUCGCCCUCUGAGGUUACACCGAAGGAGUGGAGAUAGUUCAAAUAGCCCAAUAUAUAGGGAGGAAAAACCCCCCUUCUAGUGUGAGAGAAGGCAGGAAUCAUAUCAAUGAGCCCUUAACCCCACGUCCUAUCUACCUACUACCUAGGUGCUGCCUACCUGCAACCCAGUUUUAGUCAAGGAAUACCAACUCCUGACAACCCCAUCCCGAUAGCAUGCUGAUCUCAUUCGACUUGUCUAGCAUAAGGAGAAUGACACUAGCGUCACCUCCAACACAGCCACCCGUGUGCAUCCGCUGUGGUCAAGUCAGCGAGCGUUUUAUUACAGGAUCGCCCAAUCGCAACGGAAACGCAGGACGGCCGUACUAUAAAUGCCUGCACUGUGAUAAAUUCCUGGUCUUUGAUGACUCCCGUGGGAACGAUUCUAUGAACCCCGAGUGUCACUGUGGAUAUUCGAGCAAAUGUCAAGUUACCGGGGGUUCCAAUAGGGCGGCAGGGCGUUUACACUACGUCUGCCGACUCGGCAGGUGCGACUUCUUCUGCGUCGUCAAGGACGCAAAAGGAAUGGAUAUCUUUAUUGAUAUGGACCUUGCCGAGGAACUGUCGCGAUUGUUUCUUAUAUGAGUACUAGCUUUAUCCUCAGAAAAAAAGAAAGAUUGUUACUGAGCUAUAUGCUUCCGAAUGCCUUGAUUGAAAAAUGACUAGGCGUAAGUUUAAUGAGUCAGUUCGGCUCUCAGGCCAGAGUUGGAGAAGAAGCACAACGUUAAUUGCAUAGAUGUUGUGUCAGGUCUGGGAUAGGGGCAGAAUCGAUGCAGCAAAGAAACGUGAUGAUUAUUUUUUUUCUUUUCUUUUCUUUUCUCCUUCAUGUAUAUAAGACACAGACUGCCCCGGAGGCAGAGAGACAGAAGACCGCCAGACACGGACGCACCAUAGAGAAUACACAUCGCUUUGCCUUCUACAUUCA